This is a messenger RNA of Anguilla rostrata (American eel), 3223 nucleotides long. RefSeq names its product transcription factor Dp-2 (gene tfdp2). The record is from RefSeq and is a predicted model, not a curated record. Gene Ontology annotation, cellular component: nucleus; transcription regulator complex. Gene Ontology annotation, biological process: regulation of transcription by RNA polymerase II; regulation of cell cycle. The transcript has 15 exons. NCBI's taxonomy places the organism in Eukaryota, Metazoa, Chordata, Actinopteri, Anguilliformes, Anguillidae. The coding region runs from base 461 to 1792 and encodes 443 amino acids. Gene Ontology annotation, molecular function: RNA polymerase II transcription regulatory region sequence-specific DNA binding; DNA-binding transcription factor activity, RNA polymerase II-specific.
UCUUUGUCUUGGCAAUGCGCUCCUUGUAGACGUAGCAAGCUAAAUCGACACACUGAACAAACAGCUAACGCUAGCUGGUUCGCUAAAUUAUGAAAAUGUAAUUAGCUAGCUCGUGCUAGCUGGCUAACGACAACGAAGACCCCCUGACAUGUCAGCGGGGCAAUUUGCUAUCUAACUAACGAUUUGUUGUCUUAUAAUGGCUUGGUGGCUACCAGUUGGGAAUUCCACCUCUGCAAUUUGCUCUUGCGUCUAAUACUUAAAAAAACCCUAUAUAGCCAGUGAGCUAAUUCUAGUUUACUGAAGUUGACUGAAGUGAUAGUACCACCAGCCCACGAGCAAAACGAAAGUAAUUGAAGACAGAAGCCCGUAGCACCUUGUCCCAAGUUUCACGAGGAACGUUUGAAAAAUAUGGGGUCGUCGCUCUGAAUUCUGAACUUCUGGAGGAAAGAGCUGCAGGCCCAUGAUGGCAAAUGCUGGUGGAGCAGCCCCCCUCUGUGGAGACCUGAAGGCCUUCCUGACCACCAAUCGCAGCCUCACUAAGAGCAAUAUUUCCAUGGUAACGCCAUCGAACUUCAAUCCAGCGAAGAUCACCUUAGGGCCUGUUAGUGUGAAUGUGGGCCCAUCAAUGCUUUCUCUCCCGCUCUCUUACCUUAUCCCUUCCCCCACCACCUCCUCACUCUUCCCACAGAUCAUCAGCACACCUCAGCGAGUUCAAAACUCAGGGAGCGUUCUUGUGGGGAGUCCCUUCACCCACACGCCCACCAUGGUGGCCCAGGGCCGCCCACCUCAGGUUUCAGAGUGGACUCCCGGUGCCAAGCGUACUCACGAUUUCAUAGAGUCAUAUUUCUCUGACCGGGACACGCUCUGUGCAGGUGACUCAUCCAGUAAAAGGCUGAAGAAGGGGGAUAAGAAUGGAAAGGGGCUGAGGCACUUCUCCAUGAAGGUGUGUGAGAAGGUGCAGCAGAAAGGCACCACCUCCUACAACGAGGUGGCCGACGAGCUGGUGGCCGAGUUCGCCAACUCCAGCAGCCUGAUGGCCGCUGACUCGCAGGUGUACGACCAGAAGAACAUCCGGCGGCGCGUCUACGACGCCCUCAACGUGCUGAUGGCCAUGAACAUCAUCUCCAAGGAGAGGAAGGAGAUCCGGUGGAUCGGCCUGCCCACCAACUCGGCCCAGGAGUGUCAGAACCUCGAGCUGGAGAAACAGAAGCGCAUGGAGAGGAUCAGACAGAAGAGAGCCCAGCUACAGGAGCUCAUACUACAGCAAAUCGCCUUCAAGAGCCUGGUCCAGCGGAAUCAGGCCAGCGAGGCGUCCUCCCAGGCCCCGCCCCCUCCCGGCUCCGUAAUCCAGCUGCCCUUCAUCAUUCUCAACACCAGCGUUCGCACCGUCAUCGACUGCUCCAUCUCCAACGACAAGUGCGAGUACCUCUUCAACUUCGACAACACCUUUGAGAUCCACGACGACAUCGAGAUCCUGAAGCGCAUGGGCAUGUCCCUGGGCCUGGAGAACGGGAAGUGCUCCCCAGAGAACCUCCGUGUGGCCAAGUCCCUCGUCCCCAAGUCCCUGGAGAGCUAUGUCACAGGUAUGGCCUCUGGCUCCACCCACACCAGUUCCCUGUCCGGCCUCUGUGGGGAUCAGGACUGCUCGUCUCUAAGCGGGGCCCAGAGCCGCAGCCACAGCAGCACCGCCGCCUCCCACGCCUCCGAGUCGCGCGGACAGACGCCCAGCUCCUUCAACGAGGACGAGGAGGAGGAGGAGGACGAGGACGACGAGCCUUCCUCCCCCGAGUGACUGGCGGGUUAAUCAUCCAGCCAGCCGACUCCCGCCCCAGGGGCAGGACUCCUCUUCCCGUCCAAUCAGAGAGAAGAACACGACCGCAGGAGGAAGAAGACGGGAAACAAGCUGCCUCAGUAGUUUAUAUUAAGAGUUUUUUAAUGAUAAAUCUCUCUCUCAGUCUGUAGGCAUAGGGAGCUGUGAGUUCAGUGCAGGGGUUUUCUGUGUGUGUGUGUGUGUGUGCUGGGGAGGUGCAGCUGGGUGUGAGUGAUAUACGCUUCUUAAUGCUUGUUUUCACAGCAGGUGCCCAUAUUUAUCCCACUGUCUCUGAACUCUUCAUGUUUUUCUUUCUCUGUUUAACUGGAUAUUUUUAAAGACAAUUAUACAUAUCUCCAUAUUUAUAUUUCCCCAGCUAAUGUCAAACCUGAAAACAUGUUUAGUAAUGUGUUGUUUAUGCUGAUUUUGUUUUUAUUUUGUUCCCUUUUUGGGGACGAGGGAGGCAUUCCCCCAGUUUAGUUAAUCUAACCCUGAGGUGUAAGAGCUGAAGUUUAGGCCAGAGGCCACCAGCCCCAGUCCUGGAGAGCAGGAGAGCAGCAGGGUGGCCUGAUUUGUUUUCACCUUCAAAGCAGCUACACGUUUAAGGCCAGUAAGCCAUCUGAGGUGAGCUAAGUGUGUAUUGAGCAGCUUUGAUUGGUCACUGAAGAGCUGAGUAACAGUAGGACUCUGCAGACUCUGACUCUACAGGCCCGGAGCUGGGGACUCCAGCUUUAGGCUGAUAGAAGGGAAUUUGUUGUUUUUUUUUUUUUUACACAGUGGCAACCAAUGCCAUUCCUGGAGAUCUACCGUCCUGUAAGUUUUCUCUCCAGCCCUACAAAGCACACCUCAUUCAACAGCUAGAGAUCUUGUUGAGCUGCUAAUUAGUAGUGUCCGGUGUGCCAAAUUAGAUUUGAAAUGAAAACCUACAGGAUGGUAGAUCUCCAGGAGCAGGGUUGGUUACCGCUGCUUUAACAGAACAAAAAUCACCCAUUUUGUACACAUUUGCUUUCCAUCUGCAUUUCUUUUUGCUAAUUCUCAUCAAAAUAACCCAGUGUUUUUCCUUGACAAAUAACUGCCCAUGACUGCAUUUGAAUGGGAACCUAAAGACGAGUCCCUCCACUGUCACCUGACUUUGGGCCCUCUGUAAAAGGAGUGUGCGUUCGGAUAGACCCCGACCGCACUGCCUGGCCUGCCACACCCCCAUGUGACCCUACAGACAUCCACCUUUCUCUCGAGGCACAGAGGUUACAAACAGCGAAUCCUUUCGAACUCUCACCUCAGCAUCUGCAGACGUUUCUUCCACGGGAAAAAAUAUGCUUGUACUCCUUAAGGUCUCCCCAGAGUGUGUGUAUAUGCCAUUUGCAAGUAUAACGUUGUAUGUAUAUAUACGUAUAUAAACAUAAUUUUUGUUUA